Messenger RNA from Toxotes jaculatrix (banded archerfish), 8045 nucleotides. It is a transcript of the gene tnikb, whose product is annotated as TRAF2 and NCK interacting kinase b. NCBI's taxonomy places the organism in Eukaryota, Metazoa, Chordata, Actinopteri, Toxotidae. The transcript is spliced from 31 exons. Gene Ontology annotation, molecular function: protein kinase activity; ATP binding. Gene Ontology annotation, biological process: protein phosphorylation. The record is from RefSeq and is a predicted model, not a curated record. Bases 419 to 4519 code for a protein of 1366 amino acids.
GACGGACGGAGUGUGUUCGCCCUCAGCGCGCCUCGGUCGGCUGCUGUGCGCUCUCUCUCUCUCUCUCUCUCUCUCUGUGCGGUCCGUCUUCCUCCCCGUCUCUGUGAGCGUGUGUCACCCCAGCUCCUCUCCUCGCCGGUGCAGACUGGGGGUCGAGGUGGAGGCAUGUAGCACCGGAUUCACCGGAUUCACGGCGCCGAGCAGCAUGUAGCACCUGGAGCGCCGCGCACAUCGCCGCCCUCCUGCGCUCCUCCUCCGUCUUCUCUCCCUCCUGGAGCGCUCGGCUCUGCUUUCCUGAAAGCAUCGCCUGCACAAGCAUUUCCGGGGAUUUUUUUUUUGGGGGGUGGGUGGGGGGAUUUAUUUAUUUUAGAGGAGUGUGAGUGUGUGUUUAUCCCCGCCGCUCUGCACCUCUCGGUCGAUGGUCGUUGAGGAAGCUUCCAUCUUGAGUCCCGUAUCUACCGAGAGAACCAUGGCGAGCGACUCCCCUGCGCGGAGUCUGGACGAGAUAGACCUGUCUGCACUACGGGACCCAGCUGGUAUCUUUGAGCUGGUUGAACUGGUAGGAAAUGGAACCUAUGGGCAGGUCUACAAGGGUCGCCAUGUCAAAACAGGCCAGCUCGCUGCCAUCAAGGUCAUGGACGUCACAGGAGAUGAGGAGGAGGAGAUUAAAGCAGAGAUCAACAUGCUGAAGAAGUACAGCCACCACAGGAACAUCGCAACCUACUAUGGAGCCUUCAUCAAGAAGAACCCUCCUGGGAUGGACGACCAGCUGUGGCUGGUGAUGGAGUUCUGCGGGGCCGGCUCGGUGACAGAUCUGAUCAAAAACACCAAAGGGAACUCUCUGAAGGAGGAAUGGAUCGCCUACAUCUGCAGAGAGAUCCUCAGGGGUCUGACUCAUCUGCACCAGCACAAGGUCAUUCACAGGGACAUCAAAGGCCAGAACGUGCUGCUGACGGAGAACGCAGAGGUUAAACUGGUGGACUUCGGUGUGAGCGCUCAGUUGGAUCGUACGGUGGGACGGAGGAACACGUUCAUCGGGACGCCAUAUUGGAUGGCCCCGGAAGUCAUCGCCUGUGACGAGAACCCUGACGCCACAUAUGAUUUCAAGAGUGAUCUGUGGUCGCUCGGUAUCACAGCCAUAGAGAUGGCAGAGGGAGCGCCACCUCUGUGUGACAUGCAUCCAAUGCGAGCGCUCUUCCUCAUCCCCAGAAAUCCUGCCCCCAGACUCAAGUCUAAGAAGUGGUCAAAGAAGUUCCAGUCUUUCAUAGAGAGCUGCCUGGUGAAGAGCCACAGCCAGCGGCCGAGCACCGAGCAGCUGCUCAAACACCCGUUCAUCAGGGACCUUCCCAACGAGCGGCAGGUCCGCAUCCAGCUGAAGGACCACAUCGACCGCACCAAGAAGAGGAGGGGGGAGAGGGAUGAGACUGAGUACGAGUACAGUGGGAGUGAGGAAGAGGACGAAGAAAGGGACAUUGGAGAGCCCAGCUCCAUCAUCAACAUUCCUGGGGAGUCCACUCUGAGGCGGGACUUCCUGCGUCUCCAGCUGGCCAACAAAGAGCGCUCGGAGCUGAUCCGGCGUCAGCAGCUGGAGCAGCAACAGAACGAGGAGCACAAGCGCCAACUGCUGGCUGAGAGGCAGAAACGUAUCGAGGAGCAGAAAGAGCAGCGGCGGCGGCUGGAGGAGCAACAGCGCCGGGAGCGAGAGCUGAGGAAACAGCAGGAGCGAGAGCAGAGGAGGAGGUACGAAGAGAUGGAGCAGCUCCGUCGAGAGGAGGAGAGGAGGCACGCGGAGAGGGAACAGGAGUACAAGAGGAAGCAGAUCGAGGAGCAGCGGCAGGCCGAGCGGCUGCAGAGGCAGCUGCAGCAGGAGCGAGCGUACCUGGUGUCGCUGCAGCAGCAGCAGCAGGAGCCGCCGCGACCUCCGCAGGACAAGAAACAGCUGUACCACUACAAAGACCAGGCGCCCGGCAGCAACGACAAGCCCGCCUGGGCCAAAGAGGUGAUGCGUCGAGCUCAGAGCAACUCGCCUCGCGUCCCUCCCAAGAAAUACCACUCCUUCAAGGAGACGCGAGACAUCAACCUCGACAACCUCCUCUUACUGCCCGGUUACAAACCUCGCUCCCGCCCCCCCUCUUACCCCGCCCACGUCAGCCCCUCCAGGGAUCACCCGCAUGUGCCUCGAAUCCGUGUCACCUGUGUCCCAGAGUGCGCCCCUGACUCCUCCCAUCCUGUGAUGCGCCGGCGGAGCCCCGACUCCAGGGACCAGAUCCCAGACUCCAGGGGCCGGAGCCCAGGCCGCCGGGUGGAGGAGCAUUAUAAGAUGAACAGACAGACUUCUCCUGCAUUGCAGCAUAAAGUCUCCAACCGGAUCUCGGACCCGUCGCUGCCGCCCCGCUCCGAGUCCUUCAGCAGCGGAGGCAUCCAGCAGGCCCGGACCCCGCCCAUGCACCGCUCCGUCGAACCACAGAUGGCCCACCUGGUGCAGGUGAAGAGUCACGGCCUGUCAGGCUCCCAGUCUCUGUAUGACCCCCACGGCGUGUCCUCCUCCUCGGCGUCGCCCUCCCCCUCCCGGCCUCCCAUGCCCCGGCAGAACUCCGACCCCACCUCCGACACCCCUCCUCCCCCGCCCCUCUCCCGCCUGGCGCCCCCCCUCGACAAGCUGGACCGCAGCUCCUGGCUGCGGCAGGAUGACGACAUGCCCCCCAAGGUUCCUCAGAGGACGACCUCCAUCUCUCCUGCUUUGGUCAGGAAGAACUCUCCAGGAAAUGGACCUGGCCUCGGUCCUCGGGCCGGAGCUCACCUCAUACGGGCCAGCAACCCCGACCUGCGGAGGAUCGACGUUUCCAUGGAGACGCCCCUAAAGAGGACGAGCAGCGGCAGCUCCUCCAGCUCCAGCACCCCGAGCUCCCAGGGAGGCUCCAACGAGCGAGGUAAUUCAGCCACUAAGACUGAAGGCUCCACACUUUCUUCCCACGACACCAAAGACGACAGCAGAGAGGUGACCCGACCCAGCAGGCCUGCAGACCUGACGGCUCUGGCCAAAGAGCUGAGAGAGCUGCGACAGGGGGAGGAAACCAGCCGUCCGCCUGUCAAAGUGACCGACUACUCUUCGUCCAGCGAGGAGUCUCACAGCAGCGAGGAUGAGGAGGGGGAGGGCGGGGCUAAUGACGGAACAGUGGCUGUCAGCGACAUACCGCGCAUCAUGCCUGCAGCAAGUCAAGGUGCAAACGAGUCCUUUGGCGUGAUGGGAGGUCAUAACGACGCCCAUGGCGACUCGUACGGAAACAGCUCCCAGGACAGCACCCUGAUGAUGCGUGAGUACGGGAUGGGAAGCGGCGCAGGCUCCAAGGCUUCCUUCACACCGUUCGUUGAUCCGAGGGUCUACGGGACAUCCCCGACCGAUGACGAUGAUAAUAACUCUGCUUCAGCGCUGUUUGCCGAUGAGCUGCUGAGGCAGGAGCAGGAGCAGGCGAGGCUCAACGAGGCCAGAAAGAUUUCUGUGGUCAAUGUGAACCCCACCAACAUCAGACCGCACAGCGACACGCCUGAGAUCCGCAAAUACAAGAAACGCUUCAACUCUGAGAUCCUCUGUGCGGCACUGUGGGGAGUGAACCUGCUGGUGGGGACGGAGAACGGCCUGAUGCUGCUGGAUCGAAGUGGUCAGGGCAAAGUUUACAACCUGAUCAACCGACGGCGCUUCCAACAGAUGGACGUCCUGGAGGGACUCAACGUCCUGGUCACCAUCUCAGGGAAGAAGAACAAGCUGCGUGUUUACUACCUGUCCUGGCUGAGGAACAGGAUAUUACACAACGACCCUGAAGUGGAAAAGAAACAGGGCUGGAUCACUGUUGGAGACCUGGAGGGCUGCGUGCACUACAAAGUCGUGAAGUAUGAGAGGAUUAAAUUCUUGGUGAUCGCCCUGAAGAACUCGGUGGAGAUCUACGCCUGGGCACCGAAACCAUACCACAAGUUUAUGGCCUUCAAGUCGUUCACUGACCUGCAGCAUCGCCCCCUGCUGGUUGACCUGACUGUGGAGGAGGGACAGAGGUUAAAAGUCAUCUACGGCUCCAGUGUGGGCUUCCAUGUCAUCGAUGUGGACUCUGGCAACCCUUAUGACAUCUACAUCCCUUCACAUAUUCAGGGUCAGGUGACCCCGCACGCCAUUGUGGUUCUGCCCAAGACGGAUGGCAUGGAGAUGCUGCUGUGCUACGAGGACGAGGGCGUCUACGUCAACACCUACGGACGCAUCACCAAAGACGUGGUGCUGCAGUGGGGCGAGAUGCCCACCUCCGUCGCCUACAUCCACUCCAACCAGAUCAUGGGCUGGGGAGAGAAGGCCAUUGAGAUCCGCUCCGUGGAGACGGGACACCUCGACGGAGUUUUCAUGCACAAGCGAGCUCAGCGACUGAAGUUCCUGUCGGAGAGGAACGACAAGGUUUUCUUUGCCUCGGUGCGUUCUGGAGGCAGCAGCCAAGUCUUCUUCAUGACCCUCAACAGAAGCUCCAUGAUGAACUGGUAACCUUUCUCCUGCGGCCGACAACCCUCCUCCUCCUCCUCUUCACUCUGAAUAUCUCCCGCCACCAGAAGACAGGGCUGGAGAGACGACAGGAGGACAACUUGUGUGUGUGUGUGUGUGUGUGUGUGUGUGUGUGUGUGUGUGUGUGUGUAUAUAUAUAAAUGUGUGUGGCUGUUUGUGGAGGAUAAACAACAAGCUGCUGAACAGACGACUGAACAACUCCAGGAAGAGUUAAACCACAGGAGUGUGCCCCCCUCAUAUAGAUACCCCCCACCUGUAGGGGGCACUGCAGGCCUCGUGGAUGGUGUCACUGCCUGCUGAGUAAAGUUAACUCCUCGUACUGUCAGUGGACAAAGCCUUCACCUUCCCUGUGGACUGUUCGAUUGGAAUGAUGGUUGUUCUUGAGACUUUAAAGGACACUGACAUCAUGCCGAGUAGCCUUUGACUUUCCCAUUGGAUUGAAUGGGAAGCUAUGGAGAAGUUCUUUGUGUAGCACAUCAUUGAUUUUCUUACAGGGUGUUCACACUGCGAGUACGUUGGUAGAUUUGUCGCUCUACUCUGCUUCGUAGUGGUGAUGCAGGUGUUGUGACUGCGUUUCCUUCAGCCAGUUAGACACCUUGUACUGCGCUGUGUUGUUGUAGUGAGUCAACAUUAGCUGGAUGUUAAGGAAGCACCACCCAGAGGAAGAAAUCAGGAGACUAUCAUCAACUUAAGUCUCUCAAAGGAAAAGUCACUUAGUGCUGAAUGAAAAUUACUUUGCAGGCAACUCAGAGUAGAUCCACACUAAGCCGGCUGAAGUAUUUCCCUCCCGUUUGGCCUUGUCUCCACACCAGUUUUUGUCUCAAGUGGAUAAAUCAAUAAACUCUAACAAAUUGUUGUACUGUGCAGGAAACAGCAGCAACUCGAUGUUGGCUGUGAUGCACGGUGAAGUUUCCUCUUCAGUGUGUGAUCUCGGCUGUUUCAGACAAUCGUGAGACAAAUGUGGGGAAAUCUAAGUCCUAGAUGUCACUGUGACACAUUCGCUAACAGCUGAGUUAGAGCUUUGCUGGCCAAAGGUCUGGCAUCAAAAAUCUGACAGUGUCAGAAACCAAAGUCGAAUACAAUGACUAUACAACUGCUGCUAUGACCCGUGUUUGAAAAGCAGCCAAUCUACAUGUGGAAUGAAAUGAGACAAAACACAGUGGUGAUCCCACCGAACGUUAAAACAUUUUUCUGACCAGCACUGUGGCCACACCGUGUUUAUUUAUGCACUGGAGCAGUGCAGAUGGAUGAUGUGAGCUCAUGACCUGUGUCUGGUCUCAUCAGUUUUUGUUUUUUCUUUUCUGAUUCACCAGACGUUCACUGCUCCAUCGCCUGAGAAAUGACAUCAUACAGUCUGACACAGGUUAUGACCGAGAAUCUCAUCACAGUUAAUCUAAAUAAGACUGUCCUCGCACAGUGUCAAGACACCUUAGUAAGAGAUGUUUUUAUUCAGGUGUGUGAGUGUGAGCAGAGAUCUUUACACAACAUGAUUCCACAGUGACCUGGCUUAGUGUGGAGAAACUGUGAACCAGCCGGUGACUACUCUGAACCAAAAGCCAAAUGUUGAACUCAGAUUAUGACAUUUCCCGCUGUUGUUAUCAUCUGAACCACAUCUCACAGUGAUGACCGGUCGAUUGAAUCUCAAUGCAUGUUUCCUGGACUAACAUCUUGUAGCAAAAAUUAAAGAUGGCUUCUUUGCGCUGUCAGAUAUUUUCAUUAUGAAGCAAAAACACAUCAGAGGGAGCAGAGGUGCACCGACCUUGAAAAGUUCAGCUGUGGCCGACACGCUAGCCGUUUCCCUGAUCUCUGUUCUCUGUGGGAAAUGAAUGGACCUGCUGUGACUUGAUGGCGGUGUUGCUCACAGUGUGAACACUCAUUUCGAGCGCUGCUGCUGCUGAAACACCUUCUAUGUCUCUUCGUCAAUAGGAGAGAAAAAUUCUACAAACAAGCAGUUAGUGUGACCAGGAGAAUGAGACCUUUUACACUUGUCGUUGUGGAUGCUGCACAGUCGCUUUCAGCUACGGUGUCCUGGUAUGUUUUUUGGCAGGGGAAGGAAGGUUGUAGAUAUUGUAUUAUUGCUGCAACAGCAACACAAUAAUAAAAUCUCCACAGAAUUUCUCACAAGAAAAACUUGGCCGUAGAGUAGUUGCCACCUUCUGGAAGUUUUUAGUUUUUCUGCCCUUUGUUCUCUCCACCUUUUCCUGUUCUGUGUGCACUGCACUUGUGUAAAUACUCACUUUAAUGUUAAGGACAGACUUUGCAAAACAAGUGAGAACAUUGAAGAAAAAAGUAUCGGUCUUGCUUUUUUUGCCAUACCUCUGUAAAUCUGUCCGUUCUGUAGUUUCUGUCAGAUGGGAAGUUUUUCUGAGCGAGCCGAGCGAGGACUUACACAAACGUUUGAUUUGGGUUUGAUUAACGCUCCGAGUUCACUCUUUUACUCUGUAGUUCAUCACUGUUUAUUUAGUUGUGCAUUUUGCAUGGUGACAUACGUACAUGUUUUUCCUGUCGUCACUUGUUAUGAGUUGUAAGUUUAAGGCAAUACACUGGCAGGAGCUGGACAGUGAGACACAAACUUUCUACACGAGCCCUAAAGCAUUUUUCUCACAACACUGAGCUGGUAAUCGAAAAUUUUGAAAUUAUCAAUUUCACUUCAGCUUCAGAUAAGUCGAGAUUUACACUGGAUAACUUCACAUUUUCCAUUAAAUUUGAAUUUUAGGCCUUUAUUUUUUUGGUGCUCAUACCCACGGCAGCUCAUGCAGAGCGAGCAGGGCAGGGCUCAGUGUCACUUUGGGUGCCAUUUUCUAGUUUUGGGGCUUGACCCUUUGGUGAUGCUCAAAGAUUGUGAUCAGGCUACAAGAGAGGAAAGUGGUUCAUCUUUUACUUGAUAUUCUUUAACUGUUCAUUGAUCUCAAAGGAUGCGAUAGGUGUAAGCGAUGCCGCUUCAAGGCCAGCUGAAGCCUUUUGCAUGUGCAGGAUGUUAACGUUAAUCAACACCCUGUGAAUAAAGGUCAGGAGGCAGGGUCAGUUUGAGAAACCAUAGAUAAAAACAUAUAUAUAUAUAAAACGUAUAUAUAUAUAUAUAUAUAUAUAUAUAUAUACACUGUAAGAAUUUUCGUUAUAUCUUACUGAUCAUUUUAGAGAAAGACAAAAAAAAUCAUGUUCACUUAUUAAAACCUAGUUGUCUUUCUACAGAAUAGAGAACAUAGCUAUAAGAAUUUCUAAAAAAAAAUACGAUGUUUUUAUUGUGGUAUUAUUUGUAUUUGUAUUUCAAUUUUUGUACGUAUCAAGACUGUGAACGUAUGUACGGCUGUCAGCCUGUGAGCGUGUGUGUGUGUGUUUGAGUGUGUAGGUGAGCAAGUGUGAGCACAGGUGUGUGACAUGCAUGUGAGUGUAUGUUUUCACCUCGUCUGAAUCACUGGAAUCAGUCAAAAGACAACCUCAAUCUGGUAACACACAUCUGUGAUGUUAGAAAUUGUACAAUAAAUGUCCUCUCCUUGUACAGCAACAA